Molecule: messenger RNA, 1710 nt
Organism: Auanema sp. JU1783
Lineage: Eukaryota; Metazoa; Nematoda; Chromadorea; Rhabditida; Rhabditidae
Source: the annotation of a GenBank genome assembly
AUGGCUCUACCAGUUUUUGAUCUUCAAGAAAUUCCGGAUAAUAAGACCGGAUGGGGUCCAAUAAGCGUACCGGUUGGAGUAGACACAUCUGGACCUUUCCAACAGUUCAACAAAGCUGAUAGAAUUGGGCGCGUCGCUGAUUGGAUUGGUGUAGAUCGCUUCUUUAGAAGAGGAAACGAUCGUUACAACGAACGUAUGUACGGAUCUGCUGCCAAUGCAGGCUCCCAAUUCGAUUAUGUUCAUGGUCUCGAUGAGAAUAACUUCCAAUUGGUUGAUUCAUCCAAGCCAACGCAACGCAGCACUCAACGUAACUUCCGAACUCGCCAAGUUCAAUUCAGAAAGUUGUUACAAAGAGAGCAAGAAAAGAGGGAAGCUAACCAAACUCAAAAUGCCAAAACAAAGAAGACCAUUGCCAAGGAACACCAACGUCAACUCAAGAUGUGGCAGAAACGAGGAGGAAAUGCUAGAAUGAAUCAAAGAGGAAUUGGAAACCGUUUUACAGGAGAAAGACCUAAGGAUCGGUUACCUUCUGUACAAGUUAGGCCAGAAUGGAAAGUCAUUGAAGAAAUGGAUUUCCCCAGACUAUCAAAACUCAGUCUUCCUAACGUUGGAGCUGGCCAAGACAUUGAUGGGCAUCAAUAUGGAUCUCUUCAUUUCUACGAUACUAGCAUUGACAGAGUCACUGUUAAAAAUUCUAUUCCACUUCAAAGAUGUGGAGGGUCUUUCUACAACGUUACUACAACUGAGGACCCUGUUAUUGAACAAAUCGCCCAAUCGGGUAUCGGAAAUGUUUAUGCCACUGAUAUUAUUUUGGCUACUCUUAUGACUGCUUCUCGUUCGGUAUACUCGUGGGAUAUUGUCGCUCAAAAGGUUGGAGAUAAAUUGUUCUUUGACAAGAGAGACACUGGUGGCAUUUCCAACCCAGUCGAUGCUCUCACCGUUUCGGAAACCAGCAGUGAGCCUCCUGCAUGGGAAGGAGCAGGAAUUAAUAAUGCUAAGGACCUCGCUACUGAAGCUCUAUACAUCAACCAGAACUUCCGUCGUCAAGUUUUACGUAGAAAUGAAGAAGGUUUCAAGUUAAACAAGGAGCGCGCUCCUUUCGAGGAAGAAGGUGGAGAAUCGGGAUGUGGAUACAAAUACCGAAAGUUCACUCUUUCCGGCGGUGCAAACCAGAAGCCGAUUGAUGUUGUCUGUAGAACAGAAUUGGACGGAGCCAUGGUUGGACCUAAUGGUACAGUCCAGCAUAUCACUAUCAAAGCCUUCAAUGAAUGGGAUAGUUCCCAAUCCGGUGGCGUUGACUGGAGAGCCAAACUUGAUGUACAGAAAGGUGCCGUACUCUGUACCGAGAUCAAGAACAACACAUGCAAACUGGCUAAAUGGACCAUUCAAGCUUUGCUCGCAAACUCUGAGUUUAUUAAGUUUGGUUAUGUAUCUCGUUUCUCUGUUAGAAACAGCGCUCAACACGUUAUUUUGGGAACUCAGAGCUACAGACCAGCUGAAUUUGCCACAAAUAUAUCUUUGAAUAUGGAUAAUGCAUGGGGAGUGUUGCGCUGCAUCAUUGAUAGCUGUAUGCGUCAACCUAAUGGAAAAUAUCUUCUCUUGAAAGACCCUCAAUCCCCAGUCGUUCGGCUUUACGCCCUACCAGAACGAACCUUCGAUAGUGAGGACGACUCUGAUGAAAAUGAUGGAGAGAACUCAGAAGAGGAUUAA